AUGAGUCUUCGUCUACUCCGAUGGCUGUCGACAACGGCCACAACCAAGCGACCCGAGCUUCUACAACUUCUACCGAAAAAGAAGACCCUCAACCGGGUACUUUUUGAUAACGACGCCAACCUCAGCUACCGCAAGGCGCUCCCCGUGCUCACUACCAUCUACGAUAACCUCGACACCCCUGAGCGGAUCCAGCUUGGAAACGUCAAGGCGCACGACCUCAUGACGUUGAAACACACGCUUGCUUCAGUACGCCAAAUGUCAAACACCAUCAACCCCCAUUUGGUGAAGUUAGAACACGAGCUUGUUGAACAAGCAGCCGAACGGGGAGACAACGACGCCAUCGCCAUGCUUGCGUUUGAUACCAUCACCAAGCGGGCUCAGGAUAAAAACUCAGUGGAUGACGAUGAUUAUAAACAUGCCCAGCGGUUAGUGAAGCAAUUGACGGAGAUCGACCACUGUCUUACUUAUAAGCUUGCUGGCGACUUAGCGUUUUCUCAAGGGUACCACCAACAGGCACGUGACUACUGGCACCGGUUUGUUGAGCUCGAGCCAAGUUCGAUCCGGUCUAGCCAUGUUUACACGCAAUUAGGCAUCUACUAUUUCGCCUACCACCCCGAGCUUGAGCGGGCCCGGCGCUAUUUUGAGCGCGCCGUCGCUGUGGGCGAAGUCGACGACACCACCGUCAAGGCCCACUAUUACCUUGGCCAGUUGUAUGAGCUGCUGAACCCCGAGCUCACUCGCUACCACUGGGAGGUGGCGGCGCUGAGGGCGCUUGCCGAGGUAUUUCCCUCAUUGGGGAGGCUCGAAUUAAACAUGUUUAAAAACGCUAGCCAGGCGCUUCAAUGGUUUAAAUUGGGUGACGAGUUGGGUAAAGAUAUCCAGUGUGUCAUGGGCCAGUUCGACUGCUAUGUUGCCCUCGGCCAGCCGCGCGCCGCGGUGGCGGUGGUGGAGAAGCUUGAAGGUAUUCGCAGUGCCAUUAAGCGCGCCCGCCGCCGCGCCGCCACUCAGCCAGCCGCCACUACCCCCGCGGCGAUGGCGCUGGCGAUGGCGACCAAUGACGCCGCCCUCACGGCGUUUUUCACCUCCCGUGACGCCACUAUAAAAAAGGCGAUGGCGCAACUAUAA
Molecule: messenger RNA, 1125 nt
Organism: Diutina rugosa
Lineage: Eukaryota; Fungi; Ascomycota; Pichiomycetes; Serinales; Debaryomycetaceae
Exons: 1
Coding region: 1-1125 (374 amino acids)
Molecular function (GO): protein binding
Source: RefSeq, a predicted model, not a curated record